CGCUCUUUGGAUUAGCUCUUUCCCUCUACUUCCCUAUUGUUCUUUUGUGGCCAAAAACUCAGUGACAGUCAUUUCACAGCAUGUUUAAUAUUUAAAAAAAAAAAGAGAGAGUGAGCAGGAAUUGGUUGUAAGGAAGGAUUUGCUUGUGGGCAAUGAAGUAAAGUCCACAAAUCUGCAUAUAGGAAAGCCAAAAAUCUUUUUUUUUUUUUUUCCCUUCCUCUAGAGGUCAUAAGGGGACAGGAGACAGACUCAGAAUCCUUGUUUCUAAGCUAUAAAGCUUCGGAUGCAGUAACUUGCACAAUUUUUGGAAAAUAUUAGGAUGAUUUAUAAAACCUUCACUGGAGAGUGGCAAAUGAGACUUAUAAAGCAAUGAGUUAAACAAGGAGUUCCCAAACUGUGGUUUGCAUACCACUAGGGGUGCAAGACAACCUUGGUGGGGGUGAGGGGGGAGUAUGCAGGAGAAACUCUGUAAAGGCUGGUUUAAUUUUUAUUAUAAUUGGCAUUUUAGGGGUAUGCAGGCAGGUAGUAAAUCAGGAAGGGAGUAUGCAGUAAAAAAGUUUGGGAACCUCUGAGUUAGACUUCAGGUGUGUUCUGCAGAAUGUGCAUGGUUCUGCAGAAAUGUAGGGAAACCCUAAGCUUGAUUUGGACUGACUGGGUGUCCUGCUUGCUGUUUGGAAGAGCUACACAGGCAGCACCUUCAUCCUGGGAGAUUAGUGCUGCCUUCCCUACAGUUCAGCUGGAAACAUGUGGGCAAGUUUUCUAGAUGCUGUCUGUCUUAAGUCCUUCCCAGAUGGUUUUUAGAAUAGCAGUACCCAAAACAGUGGUCUGUGAAGAGCUGGCUCACCCCCAAGUUGUAGGUACUCUAUUUCCAGCUAAUACAUCAUAUUAAAAAUGGCUACACAUUUGCAAAUGGCUACAUGGUCUGUAUACUUGGUUUAGGUAUCCCGUAGGAUCAUUAAAGAGAAGCGCGUUUGUAAUAUAAAUAUGCAUUAACAUUGCCCAUGUGACAACGUCCCUCUGCUUUAAUUAUCAUUGGAUUGAAAUUGUUUGGGACCACAGGAAAAAGAGGGAGGGAAUAUUUUACGCUUGCAGUAGAGAUGUGGAAGAACUGUCAUCUGUCUUGGGAGAUGUGGGAACAGGGAAGAGAGCAGAGACUCUUCUGUAGAAAGCUUAAGUGAUUCUUGCUCCAUAUUGUAAAAUACUGUCUAUAUUAAAUGAAUUUUCACAAAAAGGGAAGUGGUUUCCUUCCAAGUAAUGGAGAAGAAGGCUUCUAAACUUGGUUUAUAUCAAAAACCUCUUCCCUCUAAGAGGCACUGCAGAUUGAGUUCCUAAUUUGAAAAGAAUGUCUGUUGGGUGUGUCCAAACCACCUCUUUUCCACAAGCCCCAGAAAACAGACUUAGUUGUCUGUAGGUUGGGGUCUGCUGUCCUGGCUGAGAAAUGGUUUGGCAAAAAUGAAUAAAAUUUAAGAACCUUGAUAUUUUCUACACAAGGAUGUGAUAAAGUGGUGUCAGAUGUUGUGCCUAGGUAUUCCCCCCCGCGAGUUGGAGGAUUUGUACAGGCAUCAGCCUUACUUAUAACAUGAUGAUUUCAGAUUGGCAGCACACGCUUUAAGAAUCAUGACACUUGAUUAUUUCAGUUCUCAGAUUUUUAAAAAAUAUUUAUUUAACCUCGCAUCACCAUUGUAGCUUCACUUCAGAGUACAGCAGGACACUUGUUGUCUAGUUUGAUCAGCAAGGAUCAGACACGGUCAGCCUGCGUUCUCUACCUUGUUUGCUUAUCAAGUGGCAAUUUUUUUACAUUUAAGUCUUUAUUUUAUUUUUUAAAGCUGUAACCAUAUUAGCUUCUGGUUUAUCGUGGAGUCCCUCAAGCUAAGGAUUAAAGUCCUAGCGCAGUCCUUCAUCCUUCUGAACUGAGUUCCAAGAAGUUGGCAUAAGUUGUAUAUCUUGUCUACUUUAUUUGUUUGCACUGUAUAUGUGGUUCAGGGACUGUCUUGGUUUUGUACAAAACCUAUCAUGCUGUUGCCAUUUAACAAAUGUUUAUAAUGGAGGAAAACGCAUGGAAACUUUAAAAAAAAAAAAUCAAAACAAAAAAACAAGGUUUGUUUUUGCUGUGUAUAAGUACUAAAGAUGCAAUUGAUUUCCCAUAGGGCAUUUUUUCUCCAGUGUCCCUAGCAAUAACUUUCCCAGGGCGUUCUGCCGGGGCUCACAUUGGCUCCCAUUCUUCACUUUCCUGUCCCAUUAAUGGCUAUUUCAUAGAUCUGUGUGUGCAGUUCACAGAGCACUUGGAAAUGAAAGCUGCCGUAUGGAGUGGUGGAUAGGUCUUGUCUACAUAGCAGUCUCUCCACGGCUAUAGCUAUGCUAGCAGAGACCCAUAACGUAGAUGUAGAGUAUGCUGAGGGGAGCUUUUUAGAAGGUAUAGCCAUGCAGCAUACCCUGAAUAUGAGCAAAACUGUUGACAGCACUCUGUCAACAAAGCUUCAUUUGCCCCAGAGCUACAGCAUGAGAGUGUGUAGCGUUUUCCACAUGUUAGGCCUAACAGCUAUGAAGGCAGAACUGCGUAAUGUAAACCUGGCCAUAGCCUGUAGCCUUGUGUUUAAGGGGCUAGAUUGAACCUGGCGAUUUACAGUUAUUUCUAGCCAUGCUGCAGACUUCUUGAGUGGGUCACUAGCCUCUCCCUUUAGUUUGGCACUUACGGAAUGGGGAUAUGUCUGUACCUCAGUUGGGGACUUAUUUCACUGACUUAUUAUGCAUAAGUGAUGGGGCUGUAUGUGUCCUUACCAAUAGAAAAAUAAAAUUGCUACUCUAGUUCUAUGAAUUUUUAGACAUCUCUCAGUUUAAUGCUGAUGUACUUCAGGUUCAUUUGUAUUAACAAGAUUAAGAAUAUUUUGUAUGUAAUGAAAUCUUUAAAUUAACAAAAGAAAGCAUAAUUCUGCAGUGCACAAAUGGAGUUUGUGUGUUAGGGAAAUGGACUGUUUUAACUGCAUGCCACAAUAAAAAAGGGAAUUGCUAUGCAUGCUUCAGUGACAACUGAACUUCUUAAGCAAGACUUGAGUUGCUCCCCUUAACCCCUGGAAGCCUCUUAACUGGAUCUGAAUCUAUGCGGACUGCAGUAAUUCAGUGAGUUCCACUGCAUGCAGCUCUAUCUACGUUUAAAGACCACUUGGAAGAACCAGCUGGUGCAAAAUUCAGCCAUUUUUUUUUUUUUUUUUGGUGUUACACGCUUCUGCAGCUUUCACCUCUGUUGCAAAGGUUACCCCUGACUUUGUUCUGCUCAUGAGCUCAAUCUUUUAUCUGUGGAGACUUGCAUUCUCCUUCCUGGUGUCCUAUCACACCAGUUGAGCUUCACUGGAAAUGUUACAGUUCCAAAUUUUUAACUAGAGGUAGUAGAGCACUUUUGGUGAAGAGGCCCUGACUCUGGAAUCGAAGCAAUGGACGACAGUAAAGUUUGUAUCUGACCUUCAGGUCCAUCUAUUUUUUCCAGCCUCUUCCUGAAGAGCUAGAGGAGAGAGGAUUUGGAUGCGGGAUAGUUGUGUGUUGUCAAAAAAAAUUCUCAUUGGAUUUUGAGUGUUUUAAUAUUGGAUUCAUAUUUAGGGACAUAAAUUGUUUAAAAACAAAACAACCCCCCUGCUUUCAUCAGGUUACCUGAAACACUGAGCAAAAGCAUGCUGCUUGAUAUAAUACAAGUAGGAAGACCAAUAAUGUAGUCCUGUUGGGUAUUUAAAAAGUGGGGGGACUCUAAGCUCCUGAUAGUGCGGUUGCUCUGAAGAUGAGAGAUACAAAUGAAUAUCCUGCAAGCUCUUUAGUGCAGUGAUUUCUACCCACUUUCCUGCCCUCCUUUUUCCUUGCGAUGCUGAACAACUAGUAUAAUUCAGGUGCUAAUCCUUUAAAGGGGUCCUUUGGUCUGAAAUAAUCUAUAUAAGAUGACUCUUAUUUUUCCUUGCCAACUUUCCCAUCUCAAUUUCAGAAGUUGAAUGGCUGAUACCUAUAUUGGGAGGUUUCUACUGCUAUAUCUAAAGAGGUAUACAAAUGCUCUCAGUCCAGCCAGACACCAAGCCGAAAGGUUGUGCUGGCUGCAACCGUAAGAUCAAGGACAGGUAUCUUCUGAAGGCCCUGGACAAAUACUGGCAUGAGGACUGCCUGAAAUGUGCCUGCUGUGACUGUCGUUUGGGGGAGGUGGGCUCCACCUUGUACACCAAAGCCAACCUUAUCCUUUGUCGCAGAGACUAUCUGAGGUUAUUUGGCGUUACAGGAAACUGUGCUGCCUGCAGUAAGCUCAUACCUGCUUUUGAGAUGGUGAUGAGAGCCAAGGACAAUGUUUACCAUCUGGACUGUUUUGCAUGUCAGCUUUGUAACCAGAGAUUUUGCGUUGGAGACAAAUUUUUCCUAAAGAACAACAUGAUUCUGUGCCAGACAGACUAUGAGGAAGGCUUAAUGAAAGAAGGUUAUGCACCCCAGGUUCGCUGAUCUGAUGCCACAUCAUUAAGAAUAUAAAGCACUAUGUUCUUUUAUCUUUUUUGCCCAACAUGUAUAUAAGAAAUGACACAGGAACCUACUGAAUAGCGUAGAUAUAGAGAAACAGGAUGGUUGCGUGGAAUAAAAGGCGGACUGCGUAUGUAUGUAGUGAAAAUUGCUCCAGUUCAGAGUUGAAUGUUUAUUAAAAAGGUACUGUAUAUACUGCUGGAUUUUUUGCUUGCUAUCGUUUUUUUUUUCUUUUUGUGUCACUUGGCAUGAGAUGUUUAUUUUGGACUAUUGUAUAUAAUGUAUUGUAAUAUUUGAAGCACAAAUGUAAUACAGUUUUAUUGUGUUA
Alligator mississippiensis (American alligator) is the source of this 4807-nucleotide messenger RNA. RefSeq names its product LIM domain only 3 (gene LMO3). Bases 4027 to 4464 code for a protein of 145 amino acids. Gene Ontology annotation, biological process: positive regulation of transcription by RNA polymerase II. Gene Ontology annotation, molecular function: transcription coactivator activity; DNA-binding transcription factor binding. Gene Ontology annotation, cellular component: nucleus. The transcript has 4 exons. NCBI's taxonomy places the organism in Eukaryota, Metazoa, Chordata, Crocodylia, Alligatoridae. The record is from RefSeq and is a predicted model, not a curated record.